CUUCCUAGUCAGAUUCGUUGCCUCCCACAAUGUAUCAACGCUAACUGUUUUUGUCUAGGGACAGGUUUCGGAGACCAGUGGCAGUGCGCAUGUGGUUGAUUCAGCGAGAGUCGAGUCCAGUGAGCAAGAGCAACUUGAGAGCACUUGACAGCGGCGAGUUUAGCAACACUAGCUAGCUACUGAACAAGCGAAACAAGCGUUUUUUCGGACAAUUAAUAUUUGACAAGAAAUUUGAAUGAACAAACGACCACUAGGAGAGAGGCGAUGACAAAACCUUGAUGCUUUGGUGGACCAUACAUAGCCAUACGCCUGGCUGAAGAAAAUCUAAACAUCUGCUUCAGGGAAAGGUGUUAAUCUUACUUGACAACUAGCCAUAAUGUUUUGGAUUUGACUUGCUCAGUCAUCAAUAUGGUGCUUUCAUAUCAAGCAGUGUUUGUAAGGUCAUUUAACUGAACAUUUUUUUUUGAGGUAACUAGCUAGCUAGCCAGGCUACUGCUUGCUUGAAUUUGCUAGCUAGCUUACUAGUCAACGUUAGCAAUUGGACCUGCACUUGGUAUUCAAUCAAACCAGCCGAUUCAGUCGUCAAUUCAGGAAUUUGCGGUCGUGCAUGUUAAUGCAUCAUCUGUUUCAAUAGCUCUGCCAGCCCAGCACACCCAUGAUCCAGCAGGCAGCUGAUGGAAGAUCCGGUUCCCAACUUGCCCACCAUGGUCUCCAGGCUGCCCAAGUUUGGCUCGCGCCCCACGGCUGUGGCUGCCACCGCCCCACUGACCAAUGGGACCCGCCACCACCCUGCCUCCAGCACCACGGGCAAAGGGUUACCCACUGCCACCACCAGGCAGAACGGAACAUUCCGGAUGUCCUCCUUCUCUCUGAAGGGGAAAGGGGGAUACCCUGUGGAGAGGGGGAGGGACUCAUGGGAGGAGGACAGAACUGGAGCUGGGCAUCAACCCCGACAACCACAGCACUUACCAAUGGUGGUACGGGAGAUUAAGAAGCCGUCUAGCAUGCCUGCCACAGGUAAGGUACAGGGGUGUGCUUCCACCUUCCCCAGGACUAUACGCUCCAGAACUGGGUCUCGCGGGGCUGUCCCCAAACAGGCCUUGUCUGGACAGAGUCUCGGCAAUGGCAAAGCGGAUCUCAAAGGCCAGGCGGGUGGUGGUGGACGGUCUGGGACCGGUUCAGUCAGGCGGGGCCAAAGCUGUGGUUCUCCUCACAGCAACCUGACCAGCAGCCUGUCCCAGUCCAGCGACAGCCUGGAGACGGCCACAGAGGAGAACAUGGUGCGGUCCCAGAGCCUCACCCACGUCAAGAGGAUCCCCUCCUCCACCGAGCCACCCAUCAUCCGUUCCUACUCCUUCAACAGGUCCUCGGAGCUGGCCAAGGAGCUGCCCAGGCCUCUAGCCAAGUCCCCGCUGGUCAAGACAUCUCCCCUGGCCAGACCAACCCCUGUGCUGAGUAGUGGGGGGAGAGGAAAAGGCCUACAUCUUAGUAAGUGUGGACCUAGACCAGUGCCAGGCAGGGCUGGGUUGGAAACAACUAGCUGCAUCUUGCCACCCAUCACACUGAGGAAGUCCUUACUACCUAGUUCAGCCUCCUCCACCACCAAGUCUUCGGCCCUCAGCUACAGGCUUACACGACCCUCCCUCAUCAAGCAGCCUUACCUUGUCCUGGCCCCCACCUCCCAGAAGGUCCAUGGCAACAAAAAGGAAAGCGAGGGGAGGAGGAACUUGGUGGAGAUGCCCGCUGUCACCCCAGACCUGACCAGCAUCACUGACAGCCCAGGGAGUACCCCAGAGGGCCUGCUAGAGGAGCCUGUGGCCCCCAGUGGUGUACAUCCCCUGGGAGAAGGCCUGGAGGACAUGUCCCUCUCCUCCACCUCCUCCCUGGAGCUCAACGACACCAGCGAGGAGUACAUGGACGAUUUUGACAACCUGGGAAAUGGAGGAGACUGCAUUCUGCUGCUCCCGGCCCAGAACGGAAGGCUCGAUCAAUCACAGCCUGACUUGGAUGAUGACAACGCAGACGUCAACCGACGGCACGGUGGAACCUCCAUGACUGGCCUUCACAGCUUCCUGUCUGACAGUGUGGACUGGGCCAGGAUGGGACUCACUGGGGGGUUGUCUCGGCGUACUAGCCAGGCCCUGUCUGGGGGUGCAGAAUACCCCCUUGGCUCAUCUCUGGACCUGUCCCCCUCAGACUCUGGCUCGGGGGGGACCUACAUGUGGGACGAGGAGGGUCUGGAGGCCCUUGGGACCAUCACACACCCCUGUGGGAGUUACGACUCAGACCUCAACAGCAUGGACAUACUCAACAACCUGGACAACCUGGAGUCUGGGUGUGACCUGGAUGACGAUGACCUCAUGCUGGACGAUGACCUCCCUGCGCAUGGCUCCUUGCACAGUGAUACUGAUGGGAUGUCCCAUCUGACCCACUGGAGAAGACAGCUCUGUUGGAAUGCAGAGGAUCACCUCCACAAUGACAACCGUAGUGACGUUGGGUUCCAGCCGUAUGAUGGGUACCAGGGCACAGGCUUGUCAGGUCUUCAUCAGGCUGUGGAGCUGGACGAGCUGACUCUGAAACACAUGGCGGAGGACUGCUGCUCUGUCAAGACCCAGCUAGAACACCUGAAGCUACUGCUGCAGGUGGAGGUUGGUAGUGAGAUGGACAACACUCUGGAUACAUUGAGUCCAGAAUCCAGAGAGGACCCCAUUCGAGCUCGACAGGUGGAGGAGCUGUUGAAGGAGGUGCAGGAGCUGAGAGAGGAGCUGAGAAGUAAAGAUAGGAUCAUUGCUCAGCUCACCAAGCAUGUGGCUGUUCCUGUCGAGCCCACGAGAUGCCACUGCCAGCAGCACAGGGAUGUGGAAAGUGUGACGGUGACCUACCAUGACAAGGCCACACAGACUCCACCGUGGAGGGGACAUGCUCCUCAAAUACUACAGCCUUCCAGGCCAUGGCCCAACAGCGUGCAGCAACCUCAACCCCAGGAAAGACUAACAAGCUCAGCCCACACCGAGGCCCCCCGGGACUCCUCCAACCCAGGCUGUGGGGACCCGGCCAAAAUGAUUCCUGCCCCUAGCCUCCCGCAGUCCCCCGGCUCUCUGAAAACAGCCUCCAUCCCUAAAAGGCCACAGGAAGGCCCCAUAACCAACUCCACCCAGACGUCCAUGGCAGGCUUCCCCAGGGUGGUGAGAGGAAUCCAGUUUAGGAGCAGUCCCAGGCCGGGCUUCACAACUCCACAGUCCAGGCUGCUCCCACCUCCCUUCAGAGGUCUGCCCUGCUACAGCUCCUCGAACCAGGCCUCUGCCUCCUCCCAGGGCCCUGCACUGCCGGCCUGCCCCCGGACCAGAGCACCCAGACAGACUCCAGGCCUCAGAGAACCAGAGAUUGGCGGGCUCAAGGCCAGAGGUCUAGUCCAUCCCAGCCUCUUACGACUUCCCAAGCCAAAGAGCCACUGACCGCUAUCUCUCAACUCUCAAACAUUGCCAUGUAGCAAGACCACUCAGCACCACCUUCUACCCAUUCAAACCCAAAAGAUCUAACUUCUUCUAAAGGCUUCCAGGCCUCACCUCAGCAAGGUUACCGUGUCUACCCUGUAAGAAUGGAAGACUUGUAGAUUAUAUCCGAAAUAACAAACUAGGUGGUUCAUGCCCUGAAUGCUGAUUAGCUGACAGCCGUGGUAUAUCAGACUGUAUACUACGGGUAUGACAAAACAUUUGUUUUUACUGUUCUAAUUACGUUGGUAACCAGUUUAUAAUAGCAAUAAGGCACCUCGGGGGUUCGUGGUAUAUUUCCAAUAUACCACGGCUAAGGGCUGUGUGCAGGCACCCCGUGUUAAAUUGUGCUUAAGAACAGCCCUUAGCCGUUGUAUAUUGGCCAUAUACCACACCUUCUCGGGCCUUAUUGCGUAAAUAAAUAUAUGACCCCACAGACUAUUUUAGCUUGCCUGCUGCGCUUCCAGUAAGACUCACUCAAGGUCCGAAAUAAAAUUGACCCGUGUGCAUUUGGUAUCUGCCUUAUACAAAGGCGUCAAGCAUAACACAAUAAUGGUUUUUCCCCUCCAAAAGCACGCUUCAGUACAAUCUAUCAAAUCAAAUCAAAUUGUAGACCUUACCGUGAAAUGCUUACUUGCAAGCCCUGUACAGAGUGCAGUCUAGAUCAGUUAAAUGCACAUAUUGUUUGUGUGAAAUGUUGUUUCAAAGUGUGAACUUUCAGGAUGCUUGACACUUACAGUCCCUCCAGAACUUUUACUCUCUGGCCAAAACGUGUCCCAGAUGAUGGUUCCUCAUGCAUACGUACACCACAACAUAUCCCAGAUGAUGGUUCCUCAUGCAUACGUACACCACAACAUAUCCCAGAUGAUGGUUCCUCAUGCGUACGUACACCACAACGUAUCCCAGAUGAUGGUUCCUCAUGCAUACGUACACCACAACAUAUCCCAGAUGAUGGUUCCUCAUGCAUACGUACACCACAAUAUAUCCCAGAUGAUGGUUCCUCAUGCAUACGUACACCACAACAUAUCCCAGAUGAUGGUUCCUCAUGCAUACGUACACCACCACAUAUCCCAGAUGAUGGUUCCUCAUGCAUACGUACACCACCACAUAUCCCAGAUGAUGGUUCCUCAUACAUACGUACACCACAACAUAUCCCAGAUGAUGGUUCCUCAUGCAUACGUACACCACAAUAUAUCCCAGAUGAUGGUUCCUCAUGCAUACGUACACCACAACAUAUCCCAGAUGAUGGUUCCUCAUACAUACGUACACCACAACAUAUCCCAGAUGAUGGUUCCUCAUACAUACGUACACCACAACAUAUCCCAGAUGAUGGUUCCUCAUGCAUACGUACACCACAACAUAUCCCAGAUGAUGGUUCCUCAUGCAUACGUACACCACAACAUAUCCCAGAUGAUGGUUCCUCAUACAUACGUACACCACAACAUAUCCCAGAUGAUGGUUCCUCAUGUGUACGUACACCACAACAUAUCCCAGAUGAUGGUUCCUCAUGCAUACGUACACCUAAACGUAUCCCAGAUGAUGGUCCUGCGUGCGUAGGUACACCGCAAGUACAACUAUCUGACCUUAAUAUAGCAUUUAGGUGCCCUAAUACUAAUUGACUUACUGAACUACUACAUGAUACCUGUAUGUAGUUGUUGCGCUUAGUAUAGCUAUUGACCUGAUGUACUCACUGAACAGUGUCCUAGAUGAAUGAAGACGAUAUUAUAACACAGAAAAACGGUUACAGGAACAGAGAAUCCCUUUUGACUUGAGCAGGGAACACUUUUAGAAGUGCAGAUAUUUUGGUUAUAUAGACUAGAGAAUAUAGUCACAUCAGAUAUUGUCCCUCUGGCUAAACUGGGGAGAUUCUAACAGUUGUGUUAGGUUCUAAAGUUCCCCUUGUCACUUCUCAGUAUUACUUCUCUCUGGUUUCAAAACACCUUUAUUCUCUCUGCCUUGCGUGUUUUGGUGCAUUCUCAAAUGUAGCUGUAGCGACCACCGUCUACCGACAGUCAGUCAGUCAGUCUGUCUGUCUUGUCCGUUGCAGUUGGAUUGAGACACAGGGAUAGCAGGGAUCCAUCUAGAGGAGCCAUCUUGUGCAGUUGGUGCUCUGACAGAGCUGUCUUUGUUUCCCCGUGCUUCCGUAAUGAGAAGGUCUAGUUUGGUCUGUAGGAAGAGGCCUCCUACACUCUACUGUAAUGACACUGCAGAAGAGAAGAGCUCCGCUUCUAGAUGUGCUUCAGGCCAGGGCCCUUAAUAGAAGGGGACAGAAAGAAAGAAAAGGUCCUAGCAUGAAACAAUAUUGCAGUUAUAGUGUGCAGGCUUGUGGUGACCAUGUGAUUCCGUAAUGGUGUCGAGUCGGGUCCAGUUGGCAUGGUUACGCGGCCGAGUGGCACAGCAGAGGGAUGUGUUGAUGUCAAGUGGUUGAAGCACAUGCUCAGUGUGUCCCUGUCGACAGCAGGGCCAGACUCAUUCCCACGGUAUAACACCCACCCUCCAUGUCUUCUACCACACCUUCUUCUCUCAGUCCUUCCCCCAAGGGUCCCAUUGAGUGUGUCACAGUGGGCCAGCGUGUCAAGGAGGGUAGAGAGGGAUACGACUCUUAUUCCUCUUCUUCAAAGCCAUAAUGUCUAACUACUUCCUGGUCCGUCGCUAUGUUUAGUCCUAGAGAGCUUUAAGUAGGAGCCUAAUGGGCGCCAUUUAUACCCUUGACCUAUCAGGUCCUUAUUUCCCUUAUGUCAUAACUGACCUUUUGAUCCCAAGUCUUCUGAUUGGUUGGCUCAGCAUACGUUGUAGAAUGCUUUGAGAGGAACAACAUCACCCAGUCAACACAGUCUCAAAGAUAAGAUUGAGAAUGGCUCUUUCUGUAACUUAAUUUGGUCAUUCUUCUUCCCCCACUAAAGCUUCCCAUGCUUUUCUAUGCAACACAGUUGUGCCCUACUCAUGGAAGAUAAGUCUCAUUGGUACAUAGUCACAGCACAGUGGACAAUGUGCUGUUGGCCUUCAUGUACCCCUCUCAUUAUGAUCCUAUGUUAAGCCAGCUGUAGUGUACAAAUGUACUUGAUAUCCCAAGCACUUGUCUUGCUGCCACACAGCUCUUGAAGUAUUUGUCUUCCCAUUUCUAAAUGAUUGAAAGCCAUGCCCCGUAAAGGUCAUGUACCCUUGUGUUAUAUUUGUCAAGCGUUUCGAAGUACAUUCGGCAGCAUUCCUAUCCUGGUUCCAGAUCAGUUUUUUUCUGACUCCAUCGCUGUCAUUGUCAAGCCAAACGUGUUUGGCAUGAUGAUGAGUGUAAAGGAGUUGGCAUGAUACACAAACAGACUGGCAACAGCAACCCCACCAAGUAUGUACAUGACAUCACUCCCAACAGUCCCGGGACAUGAGAAAUGUCACUCCAAAUCAAUUCUCCUAUUUGGAAUGCAAGGCUGCUUCCCCAUCCCACCCAGAGAAGAACAACAUACUUUUUUAUACAUUUCAUCUCUUCAAAUGAUAAUCAAACAAUAAAUGAACUACUAUUUGAGGACCUGUAGGGAUGAGACAGAGAUUAAUUUAAUCAAUUCCUGUUUGACAGUGAGAGUCCUUGAUUUAAAGGAUUUAGAAUAUUCAGGGGUGGAAAUAUUUUUUAGAUGAACGGGAUCUUAACAGAAGCUCAACGUAUUUACCUCUGAGAAGUUCUCACCCAAACCCCCCAAAAAUAGUGACCUAAAGUUAUUGAAAAGGGUUGCGAUUUAUUAAUAAUGCAUUAUUAUUUUCCGGUUGUCUAGCUUUGCCUUACCAUAAUAUGGUAUGUAGAUUGAACAAAAAACUUGCCCUCGAAUUGACUGUACGGUCAACAGGAUAGAAUAAAGAAUAAGGUCAUGGAGCAGCAAUGCUCUUCUUGUGUAUAACAAAAGUGCCUGCUUUUGUGACUUCAAUUCUCGUGGUCCUGAACAUUUGGUGUGAUCUCCCUCUCUUUGAUUAAACUAGGACCAUAUAGAUAGUUGGGUAUGUAGAUGAGGGAGUGUUCCUCCUGGAGGAAUGGAAGAGUACGGUAAGAGUAGGCCCAACUGUGUUUGCUGAAAGGAGAGAGUGAGUCUGCCUUGGGUUCACAGGUAUAUCCCUUUCUGUAUCCCUCCCACCCUCUACAGGGUUCAACACAGGGUUAUGCGUUAUGCCCGCGCAGCCUAGCAGAUGUUAGAAUGCCAGUCACACUUAGUAUUUACUGUCGCAGGCUCACUCUCAACACAUUCUGACUGGGGGAGGCAAACCUGUUUGUGUCUCUUUCUCGCUACAGUAGCAUUCUCUGUAACACAGGCCAGGUUAGUGGAGCUACAGUACUGUAUUUGAAAAAGCUCGCCAGGCUAUGCUUCCAGUGCUGACAGCUCGCAUGCUUUGAUGCUCUCUGGUGUGCCUCCUCUUUCUUGUAAGCAGUCUUGAGGAGAUUUGUCUCUGUGUUGCCGUCUCUUUCCGACUUCCCAAAUCUUAGCUUGAAGGCUCUUUUUUACUAGCUUUUUUUAAUUUAUGCAUUUUUAUUGUAUUUAUAUUUGAGAAAUGCUGAAACUGUAGUUUCAUUGAUGAAAUGACAUUGUAAACAGCGGGAUGUGUUUCCCGCUCAUAACCAUCUGUUCAGUUAAUGUUCUUCAUUAUUUCAUCAGGGUGGUCUUAAACACGGUCUGCUUCCCAAAUGGCACCCUAUGCCCUUUUAUGGUGUUCUACUUUUGACCAGAGCCUUAUGAGCCCAGACGUUCCCAAAGUAGUGCACUAUAUAGGGAUUAGGGUGCCGUGUGGAACGCGGCAACUAUCGCACCAGGCAGACAAUGGUUGUGUCCGAAAUCUGUUUUGCCUGCUACUUCCUAAAAUGACAUACUGCAUACUAAUCAUUCUACAGGACAUACUAUUCAGAACGUACUGUUUAGUAAAAAUGUAUGCAGAUAGUGAACAACACAUAUCUGAGAAUGCGUCAAGGAAUGCACACUUGUGUUUGUUAGUCGUUGUCAAAAACACGUGGCUCUGAAAAGACAAUUCUCGUCCUCAGUAGCAUGCAGCUAUUCAUACUAGAUUAAAAGCCGAAAUUAAUACAACAUCCUGGCAUGUAAAGCAAACAACAUUUUAUAAAUGUCACAUACUAUAUAAAACGCUCUAUUUUCGCAUACCUAAUCAGCCUGCUAUUUAGAACGCAAGUACAAAUAUUUGGACACGGCCGAUAUGUCUCCUCGCUACCAGUAGAACCUCUACUGUAGAAGGACUACUGGUAGGAUAAUAGAAACAUGAACCAGUUAUCUUCUAGGUGGAAAGGGUUCAGUUUGGGGUCCAUAAUCUUUCGCUUUGUUGUAGUCUAAUAUUACUGCUGUAAACGUACAACUCCGUAACACGAGUAUAUUCAAUAUGCAGUACUGUAUGACGUACUGUCCUGUUCAAGUCCUUCACCUCGCCAGCCACCACAUUGACUGUACAGUAGAACUUGUUUUUCUCACCUGUGACAGGAAACUAAAAAUGGAGAAAGUCUGCUCUGAGGAUCGGUUUUCUCGUGUGUUUUGUGUUAAUCUUCCUGCCAAUUCUGUUUUACUUCCGUGUUUGCUAUACUGCUAUUUAAUUUGUGCAAUACGAUAACGAUUGAAAACAUACUGUUGUACACAAUGCUAAUUAUUUAUAUGUAUAUGACAUACAUUAUCUAUAUCUGUGUUGUAAUUGUCACGGAGUUCUUGAGCUUGUCAAAAAAAAAAAGAGAAAGCUCAAUCUGAAAUGCACUUUAAAUGAUUGUGUUGAGAGACUUGGAACAGGAAGGAAUGAACUUGAAAACGUAUCGAACUGCUUUCUGUUUAGAUCUGACUCCUUUUUGCUGUGAUAUCUGAGGCUACGGAGUGGCUGAGUGCUCAAAUAAAGACUGCACCAAAUCUA
Molecule: messenger RNA, 9365 nt
Organism: Oncorhynchus nerka (sockeye salmon)
Lineage: Eukaryota; Metazoa; Chordata; Actinopteri; Salmoniformes; Salmonidae
Product: serine-rich coiled-coil domain-containing protein 2-like
Exons: 10
Coding region: 675-3455 (926 amino acids)
Biological process (GO): microtubule bundle formation
Cellular component (GO): microtubule cytoskeleton
Molecular function (GO): microtubule binding
Source: RefSeq, a predicted model, not a curated record